AUGACAUCAAGAAACUUUAAUUGGCAAGGUUCCAACAGUUAUCAGAUGCUCCCAUCACCCACCACGGAGUUGGAAAUCCGACGGCGCGGCGAGAAAAGACCAAUCCCGCCUGAAUUAAAAGACGAGAAGUACUUCGAAAGAAGACGACGUAACAACCAAGCUGCUAAGAAGUCAAGAGACGCGCGACGGAUUCGAGAAGACCAGAUAGCAUGGCGCGCCUGUCUCCUAGAGCAAGAGAAUGCGUCCCUCAGGGCUCACGUUGCGGCUCUGAGACAGGAGACCCUCGCGCUGCGCUCGCUCCUCGCUGCCAGAGACGAACCACCGGCACCAGCACCAUCAUCCACCACUCCAGAUUAA
Spodoptera litura is the source of this 357-nucleotide messenger RNA. The record is from RefSeq and is a predicted model, not a curated record. NCBI's taxonomy places the organism in Eukaryota, Metazoa, Arthropoda, Insecta, Lepidoptera, Noctuidae.